Molecule: messenger RNA, 612 nt
Organism: Cercopithifilaria johnstoni
Lineage: Eukaryota; Metazoa; Nematoda; Chromadorea; Rhabditida; Onchocercidae
Source: the annotation of a GenBank genome assembly
AUGAAGCCAAUUGUGGUAUCGGGUCCAUCAGGAGGAGGGAAAAGUACCGUGAUUGCUAGAGCGAUGAAAGCAUACCCCAAUGGUUUUGCAUUUGCUAUUUCACAUACAACACGAAAACCACGGCCCGGAGAGGUAGAUGGAAGGAAUUACUGGUUUGUAACCGUGGAAAAAUUUAAGGAAAUGAUCAAAAAUAAAGAAUUCUUAGAGUACACAACUUUUGGUGACAAUAUGUAUGGGACAUCGAAGAAGGCAUUGGAAGAUGUGUCGAAAGCAGGGUGUAUAUGCAUCCUAGAUGUAGAUAUACAAGGUGUUCGAAAUAUACACAGAUGUGGAUUGGAUGCAAAAUAUAUUUUGAUCAAGGCGCCAAGUCUAGAAAUAUUGGAGCAACGUUUGCGUGCUCGCAAGACAGAGACUGAGGAAUCACUGAAUAAACGACUGAAACAUGCAGAAAACGAUUUAAAUGCUGUGGAUGCCGAGCCGGGUUUAUUCGAUUUUGUAAUAAUAAAUGAUGACUUCGAACGGGCCUACAAUGAUUUUAUAAAGGCUGUUAAAGAGGAGUUAGCCGAAUUUAUAUCUCUUGAAGAUGGAGUUAAAGUAACGGUUGCACAUUAA